UUCGUGUUUUCUGAUCUCUAUGCGUUUCAGUUUUCGUGAAUGAGAUGAGCACGGAUGUCGUUAGCGAUGUGGCGUCUCUUGACGUCGAAAUGUUGCAGCUGCAGGAGGUUUCUGCUUUUGCUCUCAAAACUAACGCCUAUUUCAUGGAGGCGCUCUUCGAACAAUGGUUAUCGCUUCCCGAAAGCAAUCGUUUGAUAACAUCAUUGCUAAAUGAUGCAAAGUCCGGUGCUCCCUUAAACGUGCCGGCGAAUAGCAAUAGUCCAAAUGCUUGCAAUAGUCCUUUGCCUUCCAUGUUUCCUGCAGGCACUGCUCCACCUCUUUCACCAAGAAGCACGUCUGGUUCCCCUCGCGUCGUGAAACAGAGAAUUGGUCCUUCUAAUUUGAGUUCUCCUCUGAAGGUUGUCAGUGAGCCAGUCAAAGAAUCCAUACCACAGUUCUAUUUUCAACAUGGACCUCCACCACCAAAUGACUUGAAAGAACAAUGCUUGUCUAGAAUUGACCGGUUAUUCCGUGAUCACACAGAUGGGCUGCAGAUGCAUGAAUUCAAGCCUGUUACAAAGGAAGUUUGCAAGCUGCCAUCUUUUUUUUCCGCAGUUCUUUUCAAGAAGAUUGAUAAUGGAACUGGUGUUGUGACAAGAGAAGCAUUUAUUGAUUAUUGGAUUAAAGGCAACAUGUUGACGAAGGAUAUUGCAACUCAGAUGUACACAAUUUUAAAGCAACCACAGCUCAAUUACCUUACCAAGGAUGAUUUUAAACCCGUGCUACGUGAGCUUUUGGCAACCCAUCCAGGGCUAGAAUUCCUGCAGAGCACACCUGAGUUCCAAGAGAGAUAUGCUGAAACCGUAAUAUAUAGAAUAUAUUUCUACGUGAAUAGAUCGGCAAAUGGUCGUCUUACUCUGAGGGAGCUGAAGCGUGGAAGCAUAAUUGAUGCAAUGCUGCAUGCUGAUGAAGAAGACGACAUCAAUAAGGUUUUAAGGUACUUCUCUUAUGAACAUUUCUAUGUUAUAUACUGCAAGUUUUGGGAGCUGGAUACAGAUCGCGAUUUCUUGAUAGACAAAGACAACCUUGUCAGAUAUAGUAAUCAUGCGCUCACCUAUCGAAUUGUCGAGAGAAUAUUUUCUCAGGUUCCAAGAAAGUUUACUAGUAAGGUUGAGGGAAAGAUGUGUUAUGAAGAUUUUGUUUACUUCAUACUGGCAGAAGAGGAUAAAUCAUCAGACCCGAGUCUUGAGUAUUGGUUCAAGUGCAUUGAUUUGGAUGGAAAUGGAGUUCUGACACGGAAUGAACUGCAAUAUUUUUAUGAGGAGCAAUUGCAUCGAGUGGAGUGCAUGGCCCAAGAGCGUGUGCUAUUUGAGGAUAUAUUGUGCCAAAUACUUGACAUGAUUGGACCUGAGGAUAAGACUUAUAUAACUCUGCGUGACCUGAAAGGUCGUAAACUCUCAGGACAUAUUUUCAAUAUCCUGUUCAAUAUAAAUAAGUUCAUGGCCUUUGAAACUCGUGACGCAUAUUUGAUUCGCCAGGAACGUGAGAAUCCAACACUAACGGAGUGGGAUCGCUUUGCUCAUAGAGAAUAUAUUAGGCUUUCAAUGGAAGAAGAUGUAGAAGAUGCCUCUAAUGGAAGUGCAGAAGUAUGGGAUGAAUCAAUGGAGGCUCCCAACUGAUAUUUUUUAGUGUAUCAACAUAAUUUAAUGCCCAAUAAUGGAAGGACUCGCCAUUUGUUCGAAGACACUAGACUCAGAUCAAUUUUAAAGUGUCCUUCAAAUUUAGCCACGAGAAUGGAACAUUCCCAGCUUCUCUAAUAACUACUGAGUGUGUCUUUGAUUGGGGGGCACACAGCAGCAACAACAUUGGAAUCAUGAUCGGGGAAGUUUUGUAGCUUGUACUAAUGAGUCUAUGUUAAAGUGAGGGCUGGUUUGCUAAGAGGUGAUUAGCCAAGUUGAAUUAAAUUGACAUAGCUUAGUAUGCUUACCAUUAUUAGGGAGAUUUAUUUUCUGAUGGAUAAGUUUGUAGUUUACUUUUCGGUGGAGACC
This is a messenger RNA of Arachis stenosperma, 2027 nucleotides long. RefSeq names its product probable serine/threonine protein phosphatase 2A regulatory subunit B''delta. The transcript is spliced from 13 exons. Lineage: Eukaryota; Viridiplantae; Streptophyta; Magnoliopsida; Fabales; Fabaceae. The record is from RefSeq and is a predicted model, not a curated record. Gene Ontology annotation, molecular function: calcium ion binding; protein phosphatase regulator activity. The coding region runs from base 45 to 1658 and encodes 537 amino acids. Gene Ontology annotation, cellular component: protein phosphatase type 2A complex. Gene Ontology annotation, biological process: protein dephosphorylation.